GCCGCGGGCGCGUCCGCCCGGCCCUGAGGCGGGGCCGGCUCUGAGGGCGCGGGACGCGGGGGCGGCCGCGGAUCCCUUUAGAAGGCGGCUGGAGCCCGGGCAGGUACCGCGGGCACGGGGCUGGGAGAAGUGAGGUUUCAUGAGUCAAACUGGGCUGUUGGGAGUUCCUUUUGAAGAUGUAUAUGUUGGUUGAAAAACGCACAAAUUCCCAUCUUCAUCUAAAGAGGUCACCUGGCAUCCGAUCCUGGUCUCUCUGUGUUGGAAUAGCCUCCAUAGGUUUGGCUGCUGCUUAUUAUAGUGCAGACAGCUUGGCAUGGAAGCUCUUCUACAUGGCUGGGUGUUUCUUUGUGGCAGCCCAGAAUCUGGAGCAGUGGGAGGAAGCUAUAUUUGAUAAGAACAAGGGAACAAUCUGCCUAAAAACAUUCAAUCUCUACAAAAAGAUACUGACCUUGUCGAAAGGAGGCAAUGAACAAGUGGUGGCUGUGCUGAACGAGAUCCGCGAUGUGAACGUGGAGGAGGAGACCGUGCGCUAUUUCGGGAAGGGUUACCUGGUUGUGCUGCGCUUUGUCACUGGAUUCUCACACCCGCUCACCCAGAGCGCAGUGCUGGGCUGCAGAAGUGAUGUGGAAGCAGUUGCCAAACUCAUUACGAGUUUUCUGGACCUGGACAGAGUAGAGACCCCGCAAGAUUUCUCCCAGAGCAGCGAAACAGAGAAAAAGAAAUCCCUCACAAGCUUGACCUGGGCAUUUCUCAACGUGCAUUUAUGAUGGGUGGAAUAUGUCUUAGGGCACAUUGUUUAGUGCUAAACUGCUUCAAAACCCUGCAUGUGGACACUGCUGGCUUUUGAGCUUUGUCAGCUCAUCAAACUUGUCUAGGAAUAGUUAUUUAUUAAUGAAUUGGUUUGAAAUAAUUGCAUUUCCAUUAAUGAAGAUACUGAUGUGAACUUCUGCUUACUGCAAACAUUUGCUGCAGGUACAGUAUAUGCAAUGUAGAAGAGUUGCAUUUGUAACUCUUUUUUUUUGGUAAUAAUAUUUGUAUUAUUACAUUAUUACAUUACAAAUAUUGCAUUAUUUGUAAUAAUACAAUGCUUUGAGGUUUCCCUUUUAAUACAUGCAAUUAGGAGUUGCAGAGUAGUGGCACUUUUAUGUUCUCUACUACUGACUUGCCAUUGGGUAUCUGUGGAAAUUAAAGUCUGAGUGCCUCUCUUGGAAUUCUAAACAUCAGGUUGAUAACUUGUAACAGUGUCUUAACUUAUCUCAGACUCACCCAGGUGCCAUAAAUAGCAAAGUCAAAAUAAUCAUGAUGAAACAUCUUUGGGAUGUUCUACCUUAAUCCUGUUCUGCUUAACUUCUAGGCAGGAUGGAACAAUCUUUUUCGAGACCUCAAUGUUUACUAUUUAAACUGUGUAUUUAGAAAGGAAACAGGGGCAUUUGUAACUUCAGGUAGGGAAAAGACUGAUGUCAAACAAGGUGGUAGCCUAGAGCUGUUGAGUAUUUCCUCACUUGAAAUGAUACCGAAGUGCUAAAUAAUAACUUUUUUAAGGUAGCUGGCAUAGACUAAAUGUUUGACUUGGACCUGUGUUUUACUCCAGGUGUGUGGUGUCCUCUGUUCUGACCAAUGGUUUCACAAAUAGUUAAAAUACAAAUUUUUUCAAUGUAUUUCUGAAGCAAAAGCUACCUCUGUUAGUCAACAUGCUCUGUCUAGAACUAGAACUCCAUCAUGCUUAAAUUAACAUGUCAGUACAAGAAAAAAUUGUAAAAAGCUGCAAGUUCCUUCAGCAUGCUACAGCUGCUUGUACUAAAGUUCACUAGGUUUUAUUUAGGAAUCUUAUGGUCUUUAGAUAUGAUUUAGAAAAUAUUUACACAGUUAAAUCUAGGAGAUCUGAACAGGUACGAGGUAAGUGUUGUCUCCUUUCAUGGUUGGCCAGCUGCAAAUGUCUCCUGGCAGCAGUUUCUGCAGGAUUUAAAAGAGCCUGUGUGCUUUAAAAGAGCCUCUCUACAGAGAAAAGGCUCUGAAGAGUUUUUGGUAGAAGCCCCAUCCUGUUGUGUGUUUCAGUUUGGUUUGAAGCUGAGCACCUGCUCAUCAAAGAACAGAUUUCAGCCAUUCAGACCUAGGAUGUGAGCAGAGAGGCAGAGGCUGGUGCUCUCAGUGGAAGGUUCUCACACUGCAGCAGGGGCAUGGCUGUUGAUGUAGCUUGCUUGCAGAAGAGAACUAGGUCUGUUUUCUUUAAACAAGAUAAAAAACUUGUAACCACAUCAGGUAUCAGUACAGACCUCUGCAAUACACGUUCCUGAAAGUCCUCUGAGUUGUUGGGGUAAUCACGGGGCUUUCAGUGCCUACCCCAUACCACUGGAACUGGGAAGCUGCUGUGUAUGAAUCUGGGAAAAUUAGGUUGCAGGCAAUUAGCUAAAUGUGCCUUUAUUCUGAAGCACAGCUGUAAGCUAAGCAUAAUCAUCAAACCUGUUUACAAAGUGUUACACCCUGCAAUAUUUUUUUAGAGUUCCUCAUUUAAAUCCACUGUCAUAUAUACCCCAGGUGAUACUCACUCUAGAGAGAGGACAAUGAGAUUGGGGAUUUGGAGAACUCUUUUUUUCUCCCCCACACUGUAACAUGAGAAUGGUGAGUGUUUUAAGGACUUCCAGUAGGAAGUAUGUAAUGGUACUGUGUAAGCACAAGGGCUCAGCCUGUGGUAGCUGCUGCUUUGUAUCAGUGAUAUUCACAGGGCAUUCAUGGUGUGCAGUGCAGUUACUCUGAGCCCAUGGAGUGUGUGUUUGUGUGUUUUAUCCAUGGAGCACCAUGGAUAAAACACACAAAACUACCUCCCUUCAGUCUUAGCUCUACUGGCUUUUGUUUGUAUUCUCAUGAGAGCUGACAUUUCAUGGAAGAUAGAAACCUACUGCAGUUCUCCAGUUAAAAAUCAGCUUUUGAGAGGUACAUCUGUUGGUGUGACCCUGCACUGCUCCCCGUGUCCUGCUUCUGCUGAGCUGUAGUGCAUCCUGCUUGCUGUGCAUUCGUGGUGUCACUCAUGUCUAUACUUAAACACCAUGCAAUAUUUUAUACAAGGACUAAAACAACAUAAGGAAAAUACAGAAUCUAUAGAAAGGGGAAUGACCUAUAGUAAGGUACAAUGUAACUUGAAAUACAACCUGUGGAGUGAUUUCACCCUCAUCCUGUGGAGUGAGUUGCAUGUUAGGUUGAUGUCGGUGAUCACCUCUUUAGAGGUGUUUUCCAGUAUCCUCCUCACUCCUCAUUGUCCUGCUGUGUUAGGCAGGAGGGGGAUGGCUGCUGCCAUGCACUGUGUGUGUAGGAGGAAUAUUUUGACUCCUCAGCCUUUCCCUCGGAGCAGCUGGCGUCAUCCUCUCUCGUGCCAUUUCCAUUUUGCAUUUGGCAGCUGUCACUGUAGCGAGCAGCGCAGUUGCAGUGGGAGCUGUGUUCUGCAGUCUGAGCUAACAGGAUGGCUAACAGGACACUGUGCCAGGCUGUGGGUGCUGCCUGUGGGGAUGUGUCAGGCACUGCUGGCUGAUCCCCCCAGGAGCUUCCUGUGGCACUGAUGUGUCUGAGCCUCUGAGCUUGGCAAUGGGACACUGCACCAAUGUUAGCACAGGCUGAUGGGGUUUUCUCUUGAUCCACAUGUGGAGCUUCCUGCCCUCAAAACCUUUGUCAUUUGUAGUUGGAAGAUGUGGCCAGAUGCAGUGCAGUUACUGUGUGCGUGUGCAAUUGCUGUUCACAUGGAUUUGGUUGUGGCAGUGUCUGUGCACUCCUCAGCAAUGGCAUCAGAACUGUGGAAAGCAGGUGCAACUCGGGACCGGUUCUACUCUUCCCUCUUGGGACAAGUCCUUUCUCAUCCUCCUUUUCUGCCACUUCUCACCAUUCUGCUGAAGGCAUUCCUGGAUGGUUUUCCUCACUUCUCUUGGGCCCAGUAAACAGAGCCUUACAUGUUUCUAGCGUAAAGUGACUUGGACUCAAAGGAAUCAUGUGAAAGACUAGCUUUGAUUAGGAAAUUAGGUACUCCUAGAAGAUUGUUCCAGAUGUAGUCAAUAACUUUUGCAUCUCAGGCUAUCAGAGACUUGUGCCUGGACAGCUGUAGUUUGCAUGACUUAUAAAUGAUUUAAAACCCUGCAUAGCAGGCCUUAGGUUAUAGCUAACACCCUGACCUCUAAACCCAAGCCCUCUUGCCAUGUCCUUUACUGUAACUGUAUGGUAAGUGCCACUUAGCAGAUGCUUCAGCUCAUGCUUGAGCAGCACAGUGGCAGUUCCUCGCAUGGCUGUGCUGGGAUGGCACUGGGGCUGUGGCUGCUGCAAAAGCCAGAGUGCAUCUGUGCAGAGGGGGAGCACUGCUUUGUGUGAGGUGUAACCUCCUAUUCCAGUACUUCACAAUGAAACAUUCCGUACCUGGCAUCAAUUGUGCAAGUCUCAAAGAAAAUCCAAAUAUUUAUAGUUGAGAUCUGGCUCUCGGGGUGUAUUUAUGAAGUUAUACAGAUAUGAAAACCUCAGCUGGCUCACAUAAUAAAGAGUGCUAGUUCUGACAGUGUCGUAGAUGGCUGGGAGGCAAAAAUACUGCAGGAAAAUGUUUAGAAAUUGCCUUUUUUUUUUUUUUUUUU
Molecule: messenger RNA, 4601 nt
Organism: Hirundo rustica (Barn swallow)
Lineage: Eukaryota; Metazoa; Chordata; Aves; Passeriformes; Hirundinidae
Product: cytochrome b-245 chaperone 1
Exons: 8
Coding region: 177-767 (196 amino acids)
Source: RefSeq, a predicted model, not a curated record